Molecule: messenger RNA, 627 nt
Organism: Tachysurus fulvidraco (yellow catfish)
Lineage: Eukaryota; Metazoa; Chordata; Actinopteri; Siluriformes; Bagridae
Gene: ttr
Product: transthyretin (prealbumin, amyloidosis type I)
Exons: 4
Coding region: 61-543 (160 amino acids)
Biological process (GO): purine nucleobase metabolic process
Source: RefSeq, a predicted model, not a curated record
AGCUUUCCCCUUAUUCACCAGAGCACACAGAGAAGAAGCUAACUCUAGCAUUCAAGGCACAUGUCCAGUGUCUGCAUUUCAUCUUCCACCAUGAGAGCCAGAGCUAUCACUUUUGUCUUUCUUGCCUCAACACUUUUCUGCUGUCAGGCUGCUCCUGUGGAUCGUCAUGGUGGCUCAGAUGUACACUGUCCUCUAAACGUAAAGAUCCUGGACGCGUUGAAAGGUGCACCUGCUGGAAAUGUGGCUCUUACGAUCUUUCGCCAAGGUGUCGAUCAAACAUGGGAAAAACUUAGCAGUGGGAAUACAAACAUAGCUGGUGAGGUUCAUGAACUUCUCUCCGAACAGGAUUUCAAACCUGGUGUCUAUCGUGUUGUGUUUGACACCAAAACCUAUUGGAAAGGAGAAGGUCGCACAUCAUUCCACGAAGCUGCUGAAGUGGUGUUUGAGGCUCAUGCUGAAGGACAUCGUCAUUACACUCUGGCCCUUUUACUGAGCCCCUUCUCCUACACUACAACAGCUGUAGUGGGAAAAGAACAUGAUUAAAUUUACACAGCAUGCCAAGGAGCCACACCAGCCACAUUUUCCAUACCUGUACAUUUACCCUGCUGAAUAAAAACAAUAGAAAUA